GCUUCAGUUGCGUUUCAUUCGUAUCUGUCGGAUGUCGUUGGAGUUCGUGCGUUACCCAAGUCGGUUUUGUCGGUGUUUUUGAUUCGAAUGAAAUAUUUUUUGAACGGCAAACGACUCUUCUGUAACGCCGGUGUUUUUUAAGGAAUAAAAAUAAAUAUACAAAGUUAGUACACUAAGUGCGGUUUGUGAGACAUCAGUGCCUGAGAUCCUUCCGUUCGCCUGCCUGUUUUUCGAAUUGGAAUCCGUCUCCCGCUGAGGCGCAACAGUUGUUUCGGAAAGAGAAUCUGUAUGGAAAUGAUAUCCGUGUGUUUCUAAAGAGCCAAAGCCAAACAAGAAGUCGGAUUUGUUAUUGGAAAGUACAAGCCCAGAGCGGCGCUCACAUAGACACACACUCUAGAUGCCAACAAAUCCCCAGCAAAUCUUAAACCAGUUUCAAGAUACAUAUUCUUUGGUGUCAGUGUGUGCAUGUUGAUUUUUUCUGGCAUUGUUUUCGUUUUUUCUGCUGCUGCCGCUGCUGCUGGCUCUGCAUCUUUUUUGUGUACCCUUUUCGCUGCCGCUGCCACCGCGGCCCUCUAAUCGCGUUUCCAUUUUCUGGCCGCCGUCCACAUCCGAGUGGCUAGAGAUUUGAGUGAGCUCUGGGGUCCAGCAGAGCAACAAGUACCCAGUACCCAGUACCAGUAACCAGUGCCAAGUACCACCACCACCACCGCCAAGUGCCUGAGCCAGCCCGCGUCGCGCUUCGUCUCCCAUCUGAAAACCCGAAAAACACGGAAAGAAACGAGAUCGGAUUCUAGCUAGCAGCACGCCAGUUGGCAGCCGCCCAAUAGCUCCAAUUUGAAUGCUGGAAGGGGAGCAUCUCGAGACCCCGGCGUAGAUCGCACGAACUUUUCCAAAAGAUCACCAACUCAGAGGCGUUCGAACAAUGUAACGACAAUUUAAACGACCCAAACAAAAUCGAAAGACGGAAAGUCAUUGAAAAAUCUUUCAAAAAAGCCCACAGAGAAACCACUUCAGCGAGAUCAGCAUGUCUUCCGGCCUGAUGUCGUGUGUGAGGGAAAACUCGCCGCCGCUGGAACCCGAGCUGGAUGCCAGUGGAUGCCAGGGGCCAUUGUCGUUGCCCUCGGAGGGCGGAAGGUCGCAUGGCGGUGCCGUCACCUCCACGCCCAUCUCCAGUCCAGGAAACAAUGCCCACCAGUCCACUCCGACCGCAGACCAAAAUCAGCAGCAGCAGAAACGUCGCCGCUUCCAUCCACUUCGCAAUCUCCGCCGCAUCUUCCGCCGCCGAACCAUCAACAGUUCCCCAGACAGUCCAUCGCCCGGUAUAGGUAUCGGACCCGGAUCCUGUAAUACCCUGCCGCCGCCGGCCAGUAGCAGCAGCGAGAAGAACCUACGAGCUUCGGGAACACCAGGAUCACCACUGAAUUCCCAGCAGCUGCCGGAGCAGAGCUAUCAGACUCAGUCGCUGCCAAAGUCCAAGUCCUACGGCUCGCACCGCGAUGAGUUGCUGAGCGUGCUCCUGGGCAAGAAGCGGACUGGCAAGCAGACGCCUGCACAGCACAGUCUGGACCAGAAUCCCAGCCAGUUCCAGUCGCCAACCCAAGCCCAGCAGGAAGCCAUGUCCCAGGCCCAGCGUGGCGUGGCCGUUUUUCCCGCCGAAGCCCUCGGUAUGAGCAGGAGCAGCUACUUUGCAGAGCAGCGCAUCCAGCAGCGCCAUCUACGCAGCGUAGGUGACUACUCGCAGGAGCUGGAGGGUGGAUCCGUAUCCGGUUCAGGAUCGGGCUCGGGAACCGGUGGAGCUGCCGACAUCUCUGACAGCCAGCGAAGCCUCAGCGAGGGUCGUCUUCUAGAUGUGGAUGGAGAUUACUCCCGGGAGACGCUGUCGCAGUCCCAUGACAGCGUCUUCUCCGAGUCAGCAACGGCCAGCAGUCUAUCGAUUGUACUGAAGGCGGAACUCACGGAUGUGCUGCGUAAGCGACGCAACCGACCAGAUGCCUCCGACGAGGAUCUGGGCCUGCCUCGCAGUCCGGCCUCCCCUCAGAGGAGGGCGGUCGGCGGCAACAGCAGCGGCCGGCUUGCCUCCGGCGGUGGUCACCACAGUCACCAUCAGUCCCGGGCACAGGGAGCACAUAGCCAGAGCGAGGUGUCAUCGCUCAGUCUGCUGAGUGUUAACAGUGCCGAGGUGGAGCCGGAGGAGAGCCACCGGCACCCCUCGCGGGUCUCCACCAGCUCGUCGAUCUCGAUGGGCUCGGACAUACUCCGUUCCCAUCAAGAGGACGAUGUGGAUGCCGUUGGCCGAGAGCAGCACCGGCUGUCACAUGCAGCGGCCAGGCACAAAAUGGCCAUCAGGCCGGCCAAAAAGAAGGGACCGACGAGGCAGCACCGCAUGACCUUGGAGACUUCCAUCCCAGAGGCCAACGAGGAAGGGCUGAAGAUGAGUCCAGGACUGCGAGCUGUGCAUGAUGCCGAGCUCAAGAACAAGUCGCGCUCGCUGCCACCGAAGACCCUGACUGCCAUGCUGCCUCAGACACAGGCGAUACCCGCCGGCUUGGUGACCACCAAGCGGACCAAGACGAUCGAGCAAAGCUCUACCAGCAGCACUAUGACCACGAACUCAUCCUCCUACGGACUGAGAGCCACGACCACGAAGGCCAAUGCCCUGUUGGAGCAUCGUGGCGAGUCCUCCACGGACUGCGAUGAUUUCCUGGCCAACGAGCGCGAGCGGGAGAACGAAAGCGGCUUCCUGCGUCGAUUGAUUCACAGGAACUCGAAGAGAUCCAUUGCCAGGGCCAAUGACGGAAUGGAGGACACGGACUCCAGCCAGAGCGUGGCCAAGAAGCUGCAGAUCUCGACCUCCUGUCUGGAGGCCACCGCCCGGGAGCCUGUCGUUGUGCCGGAUAAGGCGCGCAGUGCCACCUCUCACGAGCAGAACAUCCUGGAGACGCGCCAGAUCAUCAAGAGGGAGAUCCACAACGAAGGCAAGCACGGCCUGAACGCCAUAGUGAGCAACUACGGCGUCCACCCGCAUCCACCGACGCCCCUUAAGCCCAAAUCCGGUCCUGCAGCCCGGCAGCGUUAUAUGCCGAAGGAGCUGGGUGCAGCUCCCAGCCAGCCGGAGAAGUCUCCACUCAGUAACGAUGUGACCAAUUUGCUCUCCAAGAGCUCGCGCGGCAACGACACCUUCCAGUCCACGACUUUGGUGCGGGAGCAGCAGACCAAGGUGGAAACCUCAACCCACUUCGAGCGAAAGCCCCGGAUAGUGGGCCUGAGUGCCUUCCAGCAGAAGCUGUCACGUUCCAGCGACUCGGUGGGCCAGCACUCCAGCUCCUCCAACUCGUUGGAGACCAGCACGGACGAACCCUCACCCUUGUACUACGAGGAAAAGCAGCGCAAGACGGUGGAGAAGGCGCGCAGCUUCCGCAACUACCAGGAGGAGGGCGUGGAGUCGCCUUCCGUGCACAACAACAUGCCCAGUUUGCCGGACCUCUCGCUGAGCUUCCGGGUGCCGGCCUACUACAAGCAGACGCCACAGUCCCCCAUCUGCUCCCCGAUCUCGCCGAGCGCCAAGUGCGUAUCCCUGGGCUUCGAGAUCAAUGACAACAAGCUGCUGCAGGCGCGUGCUGAGUCUACGGGUCAGCUGCCAUCACCGGGAGCCAAGAGCUCUCCCCAAAGAGCUGUCUCCACCACCAAGCUAUUGGUGGGCAGUCCGGGACCUACGAAUAUCUCGCAGAUCGAGCAGAACAUUGACUUGAUAGUGAAGUCACCGUUGGUCAGCGUACUCAGGAAGUCGGGAAACGUGACGCAGCCGGAGAAGCUGCCAGAGAAGCCGUCCCAGGAGCCUUCACCGUCGCCCAAGCAGCGUCCCAAGCUGCUGGACCUGGGAACCAAGGUAGCUGUUCCCCUCGCAGCCAGCCCGAGUCCAGCCAGCCCGCUGACCAAGACCGCCAAGCUCUCAAACAGCCCACCGACCACGCCGGCCAAGGGCCAGAGCUCCAGCUCCAGCAGUCGUCGCAACUCCAGCAACAUGGAGGUCACAGGAGAGCCGGAGUUCAUGAAGAUUCAGCUGAAUCGCGUGGAUCAGGCCCGCUUGCACAACAAGGCGAAUCACUUGGUACUGGCCAAGAACCUGAAGUCGACGCCCACAGAGAGGAGUCAGAGCAGCGACGACCUCAGUUUCAGGCGAAGCAGCGGGGAAAGUCUCUCGGGAAUUGAGAUUGUGGAGCAGACGCAGCUGAAAGUCUCGACUCCGGUGGUCAGGCAGGGUUUGGAACCCUGCUUGAGCCGGCAGCUGCGAUCCGUGAGUGCCAAUAGUGUAAGGUCAAGCUACGGCAGCAGCAGUGAGGGAUUGUCCAUCCCGAACACUCCGGCCACCACACCCAGUACACCCAAGAGCAAUGGAGUGGUCAAGGGCCCUUCCAGGGAGAACAAGGAUACCAAGGAUGCCAAGGAGCAGGCCAGCCCCAAAGAUGCGGUAAAGAGUAAUCGCUUGUCGUUGGAAGAUCGCAAGAGGUUGUUCCUUAGCGAGGAGAAACCGAAGGUGCUGGUCGAGCAGCGCAGAAAGUCGAUCGGCAAGGCGGAGAUCAUAGCUACCAGUGCACCGCCGACGCCUUCAGUGAUACCUGCCACACCUGCCAUUCCCGUUACCCCUGUUACGCCCACCUCCCCCGAGAUCAGCGAAGUCAAUGGCAACAUCUCGCCCACUUCCACCUCCAAUCCCGUGGUGCUGCGCAAGAAAUCCUUCGCCAGCUGUAAUGGCAACACCGCCACGCCCUCCAAGGACGACCCCACGCCCGAGCUGAUGAAGGUCUUUGCCCGCCGCUCCCUAAAGGUGAAGGACGACGAGGUGGUGACGCUGGCACAGACACCAACGCCCAUCCAGGUUACGUCCGCCGCGACCGGCGCCGCCAAGAAGUUGCCGCCUAGCGGAAGUGGAGCUGGCAAUCAGAGCGUGGACAGCGACAAGGAGAACCAGUCCAACAGCGAGGAGAAGCUGGACAAGCUGGCGCCCAAGUACGAAGCGCAAGGGAGCACAGGGGAGACCGGAAAAACGACCCAUCAUCAUCCCAGCAGCAAUCGCAACUCGGUGGCCGACUUCCGCAAUCUCAACAACAACAACAAUCAGCAGAAGGCGCCACCAAAAGUGGUCACCUACCUGCCCCCCAUCAAGGCCAGCAACACACGCAAUAGCCUCAACAAUAGCAACCAAAUCAACAAUAAUGUGAACGGAAACGCUGUUGCCAAACCAGUGUCCGAGAGGUUCUCCCUCCAGCUGAAGCAGUCUAUUGCGACAGCAACAACUCCGACAUCUCCAGUGGCAGUCCCAGUAGGAUCAGCAGCCGCCGCCACGCCGGGAACUGCUGCAGCGCCCAGUAAACCCAUCGAGAGAUCCGCCACCGUAGGAGAGUUCAAGGGCAUCCACCAGAGGCGGGCCGAGUGGGAGCAGCGGGCCAAGGAGGCGCUGAAGUAGAUGAAGGUGCCAGACACCUCGAGACUGUACCUAGCCUAGCUGCAAUCCAAGUGCUUUUGUCUAGUGAUGAUGCCCACCCCCUCACCACAGCGGACCACGCGUAUCGUGAUCGGGAGGCACCAAAAUUUCUAUGUUAAUAUUGCAAAUAAUCAUAAUUAUCACACUAAUAGCCCCACUAAGCUGUAAGCCUGUAAGGGAUCGCGCGAAGGUAAUCAAAGUUGAGGGCGCCGGACUGGCGAUCUGGUCAUCCAAAGAAAAUAGCGACCAUGCUCGGGUCCGGCCUCCGGCAACACACUCUAUAGGCAUUAUGAAAACCGAUCUUCAAAAAGUGAAUAGUUUAGAGCCCUAUAUUUCAGUCCCUCUGCGUACUAUUUUUGCAAAAUUUGGAAUUCGAGAUAUCUUUGUAAACUCUAAUCUUUUCAAACCGUAAGGACUGUGAGCAUAGGAUAACGAAGAUUGCGAGGAGAUCCUGAUAUUCGGAACAUCUGAUUUACGUUAAGUUGAUAUUUCAAGCAAGCUUUUAUUCGGUAGAAGAGAAUGAUUUUACUAUUUAGGUUAGCUAUUAUUAAUUUCUAGCGUCGUAUAAUUAUUAUAUAUUAAUUCGGCUACCUUGGUAUGCUUAUCCUUGAUGGUUCUGCCGAGAUUACCCGAGGAAGUGAACCACAGACACAUAUUCAUCAAUGUGAAAACUUGACGCAUUAAAAAAAGGUUUGUAAAUGUACAUAAAAAUAAAAAAUAAAAUCGAACUAAUAAAUAUCCAAGUAUAUACAAA
Molecule: messenger RNA, 6236 nt
Organism: Drosophila kikkawai
Lineage: Eukaryota; Metazoa; Arthropoda; Insecta; Diptera; Drosophilidae
Source: RefSeq, a predicted model, not a curated record